This is a messenger RNA of Hemibagrus wyckioides, 1425 nucleotides long. RefSeq names its product secretory carrier membrane protein 4 (gene scamp4). Gene Ontology annotation, biological process: protein transport. Lineage: Eukaryota; Metazoa; Chordata; Actinopteri; Siluriformes; Bagridae. The record is from RefSeq and is a predicted model, not a curated record. The transcript has 7 exons. Gene Ontology annotation, cellular component: trans-Golgi network membrane; recycling endosome membrane. Bases 146 to 841 code for a protein of 231 amino acids.
UUAAAGCGAGUGCUGAAUAGACCUCUAUAAGAACUACAAUUUCCCAGAAGCCCCAUGGGUCAUCCGUUUCCCGUUAUUCUCUGGACCGCCAGCAUUCACGCCACAUCUAUAUCAAAGUUAAUUUUUCUACAACAGAGACCUGACAAUGACAGAGCGAGUCAACAACUUCCCACCUCUUCCCAAGGCUUUGCGCAUUAAGCCAUGUUUCUACCAAAAUAUUGAUGAGGAAAUCCCCCAGCCUCACUGUCAGAUUGUUCACCAAGUUUACAAGCUUUGGAUGUUGUACUCGAUUACACUCUGCGUCAACCUGGUGUCUUGCAUAGCCUGGACGGCAGGCGGAGGCAGUGCAGUAAACAUCGGGCUUGGUCUCCUAUGGCUCAUCCUGUUCAGUCCCUGCAGUUACACCUGCUGGUUCAGGCCCCUUUACAAGGCAUUUAGGGCUGACAGUUCAUUUAACUUCAUGGCGUUCUUCUUCAUUUUCUUCCUUCAGUGUGUUCUUGCUCUCAUUCAGGCCCUGGGAAUAAACAACUGGGGUGCAUGUGGCUGGAUUGCAACGGUGAUGUUUUUCAGCAGUAAUGUGGGCUCUGCAGUGGUUAUGCUAUUCUCCGCUAUACUCUUCACUAUAGACACUGUGCUUAUGGGACUGGUUCUGAUCAGGAUUCACAGGUUAUACCGCGGUGGUGGAGGAAGCCUUCAGCGUGCCCAGGAAGAAUGGAGCACCGGGGUGUGGAAGAGUGCCCCUGUGAGAGAAGCCGGCUUUAAUGCCAUUGCAGAGACCGGCCCCAGUCUCCCCCAGUACCCUGCUUCUGUGCCAAGCUACCCAGAAAACAGGCCAUGGUGAUAAAACGCUACAGACUCCAGAUGGAGCCAGAAUGCUCCUUUUUCCUUGCACAUUAUUCAUCUCAUGCCUCUUGUGUGAACAGCAUGACUGUGAAGCGUUGAUGCAUAAAAAAAACUCCACUGGACUCAAAAGCUCCACUGCAUAUUUGUUUACGAACUGCAUCACAGAGGUGGCUUAGUAAGAAACAUCUCAAUCACAUUCCGAUUGAUGUACGUAAUAUUACUGUACAAAUGCAAUCGAUUGGAUGGAUGCUGGUCACACUUAAAGUAGUGGCAGCUUGUCCAGAGCCUUUCACUCUGAAUGUAAGAAGUGUAAUACGUUCAAUCGCAAAACUGACAUUUAUUUUGCCAAAUGAUGCCUUACAUAAGAAUACAAUCCAUUACCAUGAUUCCAUUUUUUUUCCCCCAAUGAUUUUAAAGUGUAUCUUCUUUUGAUUUGUCGGAAAUUGAUGCGUGGAUUUAUUUUUCUGGCCUUUUAAUUCACAGAAGAUGUGCAUAGGAGAUGCAUGCUUUUUUUUUAGCUUGCCAAGAACAUUUCAUCUUUUUCCACUUUUCUCUCUGCUGUGAAUUUCUGCUUCUCAAUUA